Molecule: messenger RNA, 1113 nt
Organism: Lodderomyces jiufengensis
Lineage: Eukaryota; Fungi; Ascomycota; Pichiomycetes; Serinales; Debaryomycetaceae
Exons: 1
Coding region: 1-1113 (370 amino acids)
Molecular function (GO): protein binding
Source: RefSeq, a predicted model, not a curated record
AUGGAAGCAUCUAUUAAAAUUUAUUUUACUUCAAUCAAUUUAACUAUUAUAAUUAUUAGUCCAAACAGGAAGAGAGUAAUGAGUUCAAUAUUCAAACUACCUAAUGAAAUAAUAUUAGAAAUACUACGAUAUUUGGACACCAAAGAAAUAGAUGAUCUAAUCACACAAUUUUAUAAAUUACAAUCAGCAAAACCAAUUUUAAAACUACUAUAUCAAAGAUUAUUUAGUGGAAAACUACAUAUAAUUAAUGAGGAGCCAAGAUUACAAUUUCAUCAUGAUUACGAAUUAACGAUAGAUAAUUUCAAAGACAAAUUAAUAGAGUGUAAUAAUGAAAUUAGUUUUGAAAAUUGUAUAUUCAAAAAAGUAAGACCAAAUAUUAUUGAAUUUAAAUUUACAAGACAACAAAGUGAUUAUAGAAGAUUUAUACAUGAUUUGAAUCAAUUCCAUGAAUUAAUAGAAUCAACUGACUCAAAUAUACGGCAGUAUUUUAACAAAUCAUUGCAAAUCAAUAUAUUUAUAGAUUCCAAUUUAGUAUUUAUGGAAAACCCAGAUACUUUCAAAUCAAUCAUUAUUAAACUACUUCUAGAAUUAAGUAAAAAUGAAUUUGCCUCAAAGAUUCAAAAUUUUACAAUAAAGUCUAGUGAAAUAGGAAGUUUAUAUGUAGCUCACUGGUCACAAUUAUUUAAAUAUUUCACGAAUUUAACUAUUUUAAAUUUAGAAGAUAAUUUUCUAAAAAGUAAUUAUGAACAAUAUUUAGAUGUUUGGGGAAUGCUGCAAAAAUUUCCAAAUACUUUAACUCAGUUGAAUUUAGAUAGAAAUAUGUUUACAUAUAUUUCAAAAGAUUUUUUAAUAAAUUUACCUUCAAGUUUAGCGAUAUUAUCAAUGAAUCAAAAUGAAAUUGAAAUAAUUGAACCAUGUGAGUUGGGGGAUGCAUUACCUAAUCUACGUAACUGGUUGUUAAAUUAUACUAAGCUAUGUGUUAUAAGUCCUUCAAUGUUUAAAAAAUGUAAUUCAGGUUUUAUUUUAGAGAUCAAAUCAACUUAUUUACCCGAUUCGGACUUGCAAAAAUUACAUUUGAUUGCAAAAGAUAGAGGUUUUAAAGUAUUGAUAUAA